This is a messenger RNA of Moneuplotes crassus, 694 nucleotides long. Lineage: Eukaryota; Ciliophora; Spirotrichea; Euplotida; Euplotidae. The record is from the annotation of a GenBank genome assembly.
UUUCAUGGGCUGAAGUCUAGGUAUUCCAAAAUCGAUAUAUUUUCCGAAUCGAGAAAAUUAGAAAACCAAAGGAUGACAAACUGGAGUCUUUCCUUAAUUAUAAAGAAAGAAAACUUGAAGAUACUCUUCCUUGUCCAAAGACGUCCCUUUUAACGCGAAAGUUAUAUCUUCUAAAAUAAUAGGAUAUUACAAGUUCAACGAUCUUGAUUUUAAAUGAAAAUGAAGAUGCAAUAUUUAUGUACUGUGGUAUUCCUCCUGAAGCCAACUAUAUGUUCACCUGCUUGGUCUCAGGUAGUCAAGGUGAUAUCUAUAUUUUCGAUUUGGCAUUGUCCUUGAAGAAGUUCGCCAAGGUGCAAUAGGAUUACAGGGCAAAGAGUACUAUAGUUGCCGCAGACCAAGCACAACUGGUUAGUUUUAAAUACUGAAGGAUUAACUAGGAAAGAUAAAGACCCCACCCAGCAGGAAAUCCAAGAUCAAAGAGAUAACUUAAGAAAGAAAAGUGCAUCAUAGCUGAUAACAGACUUGAGAGAUAAAAUAAGUUGAUUACACUAAUCCAAACUCUAGUUCUUUUAUUAAGGUGAGGCUAACUCCAAACCUUAUCUGUUGAAAAUCACAAACUUGAUGUGAGGGACUUUGCAAUAUAAGAAGAAACAUGGGAUAAACAAGGCAUGCUUAAUGAUAGACAGACUGCUGU